AUGCCGGUCCAGAAGAUCGAAACUGAGGCUCAGUACAAGAGCCUGAUUCAAGACAACGAGAUGGUUUUGGUUGACUUCUAUGCCACCUGGUGUGGCCCCUGCAAGCAGAUUGCGCCUAUGGUGGAGAGCAUGAGCGCGAAGCCCGAAUACUCGAAGGUGAAAUUCGCCAAGGUCGACGUUGACGAAUUGGCGGAAGUUGCGGAGAGGGAAGACGUGAAUGCCAUGCCCACCUUCAAGUUGUUCAAGGGUGGCAAAGCGGUUGACACUGUUCUCGGUGCCAACCCGGACCGCAUUGAGGAGAUGCUGAAGAAGCACCUGUAG
Besnoitia besnoiti is the source of this 321-nucleotide messenger RNA. RefSeq names its product putative thioredoxin. NCBI's taxonomy places the organism in Eukaryota, Apicomplexa, Conoidasida, Eucoccidiorida, Sarcocystidae. Bases 1 to 321 code for a protein of 106 amino acids. The record is from RefSeq and is a predicted model, not a curated record. Gene Ontology annotation, molecular function: protein-disulfide reductase activity. The transcript is spliced from 3 exons.